AUGGGCUCAGCCCCCGAUGACCAGUAUCUGCUGAGCAGAGACUACAUCGAUUGCUCUCGACUCAACCUGCAGCAUGCGCUGUGGACGCAGAUGUUCGGAUACCUCCUCCACCCCGACAUCGACACGACCAACAAGGAUCUGAAAAUCGCCGACGUCGGGACCGGAACGGGAGCAUGGCUCUCUGACCUAGCGCCACACCUCCCCUCGACCUGCCAAUUAGACGGAUAUGACCUGGACAUCGCGCAAGCACCGCCGACCGAGUGGCUUCCGCCCAACAUGCGACUGCGCACCUGGGACGCUUUCUCCCCGGUCCCCGACGAGCUGGUUGGCCAGCGAUCCGACGGUGUUGCUACGGAACUUGCUCGCUCUACUAAGUCCGCCGACCCUAUCCUGACUCUCCUUGCCUUGGCACCCCACCCCGCCAUCCAAUUCAAUCCAACAUACACAACGGUCGCAUCGAAUCUAACACCUUCGUUUCUCUUUAUAGAACCCGGCGGCUACCUCCAAUGGGCCGAAGUCGACGUCCCCGGCAUGAAACUCACCAAAACCAACCCCUCCGUUUCCGUCGACUCCAUGCAACAGCUCUUCAACAUGACCGCGUCCCAGGACCCGCGACUCAUCCCCGCCUGGCCGGACCAGCUGCCCGAACUGUUCGCCAAGGAAGGUCUCCUCGACAUCAAGGCGCAUCGCGUCGCCGCCGUCCCGCACCUCGAGUACGCGAUGCAUCACUGCAACCUGAUGAUCUACGAUAUGGUUGCGCAGCGUGCGGCAAACGGGUCCAACGCGAAGGAGAUCAUGGAGUUAGUGCCCAAGGCGGCGGCGGAGAGUCGGAAGGGGGCUAUGUUUGCCUUCCCGAGGAUUACGAUCGUGGGGAGGAAGGCUUCCUAA
This is a messenger RNA of Aspergillus affinis, 888 nucleotides long. RefSeq names its product S-adenosyl-L-methionine-dependent methyltransferase. Lineage: Eukaryota; Fungi; Ascomycota; Eurotiomycetes; Eurotiales; Aspergillaceae. The transcript is spliced from 4 exons. The record is from RefSeq and is a predicted model, not a curated record. The coding region runs from base 1 to 888 and encodes 295 amino acids.